AGUCAGAGAAGACGUGUGGGCGGAGUUAAAGUAAGAUGGCUGCGGGAAAGCGAAGAGUGUUUGAGAAACCAUCAAAUGGGAUGUUUAUCUGUUGCUAACAGGAUGCACAGCAGCCUCAGUGAAGGAGUGGUUGAUUUCUUAGCGUCCCUGACUCACUGUGGUCUGUCUUGCCGGUUGUCUUUUGGUCGCCUCCUAUCUUGUAAUCGCUUACUGCUCUGACAUUGUGGAAUUCAUCAGCAGCUAGUCGCUAGCAGCAUACCAGCGCUAACUUACUAGCAACCAGCUAGCAGGUAGCUGCCCAAGGAAAACACCACCUCGCAACAACUGUUGAGACUCACACAAGAGAGACUGCCAGUCCUGACCGGCUAUGGAGUGGUGUUGGCUUCAGACUGGAUGACAGGGUCUACGAGGAGGACAGGGUCACAAAGUUUCUGUAGCAGCAGCAGCAGCAGCAGCAGGCUUUUCCUAGAUGUACACUGAGCGGGAUUGACAGCCUGCGCAGCCGACCUCUUUCUCCUCUUCUCUGUUGUGAUACACUUUCCCUUCCCUUUCUGCCCUUCUUUUUGCACUUCUCUUUUCCUCUCUCCCACUUCUUGUUUUCCUUUUGUUUUCCCAUAUAAUUUCCUUUGCCUUCUGUUAGACUCAACGUCAUUGAGUUUUAGUGACCUUUGGUCUGCUUUAAGCUGGUUUCACUAUGAGCUGGCUGAGCAGGUUAAAUCCACGGGCUUCUGGGAGUCGGUCGAGCCGGAGUGCCGCCCCCUCCAGCCCCUGCACUGCAGACCCAGAGACCUGUCUCAUGGUGUUUGAAAACCACUGGAGACAGAUAUCUUGGGUGUUGGAGCAGCAUGAGACUUCAUCCUCCAGCGAUGACCUUACGGCAGUGAGAAACAACACCGACCAGAUGUUAUGUUUGCUGGCAGAGGAGCGUCCUGCUGAGAGCUCAGAGAGCGGCACCAGCGUGCCACCUAUGGGGCCCAUACUGGAGCUUGUGGUCACAGAGAAUAUCCUGGAGAGGCUUGUUCAGUGGCACCUUCGCCGUGGCUUGGACCCAGACAGCCAGGGUGCACUGCUCAAACUGUUUGAGAUGCUUAUCGGUCAGUCCCAGCAGCCCCUGCUCCAGCACACAGCCAUUCUCCACCCCCUUCUUAGGCUCCUGGGAGCUUGUGCUGACCCAGAACUCGGCUGUCCUUCAGCUCUGGAGAACAGCCUGGUAUUGUUGCUUAACCAGAUCUGUGUGUCAAUGGCCCGACAGCCGGUGGUUCUAGAGAUGUUGUUCCGGGCUGCACCAGCCCAGCAGGGCUCAACCAACCUGCUGAUCUUUUCCCUGCUUGUGCCAUUCAUCCACCGAGAUGGAGCCAUUGGACAGCAGGCGCGAGAUGCACUACUGCUGGUUAUGGCGGCGUCAGCCAGUCACGAGGCUGUUGCACGAUACAUCGCUGAGAACUCCUACUUUUGUCCGGUGUUGGCGACAGGCCUCAGUGCUCUUUAUUCCUCUCUGCCGAGGAAGAUAGAAGUUCGAGGAGAUGACUGGCAUGCCCUUCGGCGGGAGGACUGGAUGGGCGUGUCGUCGCUCGUGCUCUUCAUGAACUCGCUCGAGUUCUGCAACGCCGUGGUGCAGGUCGCCCAUCCCCUGGUCCGCUCACAGCUUUUGGAUUACCUUCACAACGGCUUCCUUGUACCUGUCAUCGGCCCCGCCCUGCAUAAGUCAUCGGUGGAUGAGAUGAUCGCCAGCACAGCCUACCUUGAUCUUUUUCUGCGCAGUAUAACGGAAACUUCCCUCCUCAAAACUUUCCUGCGCUUCAUCCUGCUGCAUCGCCAUGACAAUGACACCAUCCUGGACACGCUGCUCACGCGCAUUAGCAGCAAUUCAAGGCUCUGCAUGGUAUCGUUAAGCCUCUUCAGGACUCUCCUGUCCUUGAAUUGUGAAGACGUCAUGCUACAGCUUGUACUCAGGUAUCUCCUGCCAUGUACUCACGUAAUGCUGAGUCAGCGCCGUGCUAUCAGGGAGACUGACUUAUACGGAAAGUCAGCGGACAAGUUCCUGUCAUUAAUCCCAGAGUGCUGCCGGUUCAACGCAGCUGCCUCCUCUGAGAGAGAUGAGGAAAAUCCAUUUUGGGGCAAAGUACUGAAUAGUCCCAGCACAGAGUCUCCCGCCCCACCCAGACCCAGCACUCCAUCCCGCUUGUCCUUCUUCAUGAGACAGCAGAGCAGUGGAGGUGGAUCAGGAGGUGGAGGUGCUCCUACCUCCUCUAGCAUGGAUCCACUGCAGUCCAGUUCUUCGAGCUCCCACCAGAUGUCUCCUGACAGCCCGAUGCACCAUCAGCAGACCCACACAGAUUGUCUGGACUGGGAUUCAGGUUAUCUGGAGUAUCUUAAGGACGCUCGGAGGAGCAUUGAGUUUUGCUCUUGGGCUUGUCGUGACUGGUCGGCACCAUAUGAUGGCGAAAACCCAUCCCCAAACACAGCCCCGCCACCCCCACUUCCCCCUACCUCCAAUGUCCCAAUGACUAUGUUCCCUGAGCACUUCUCUUUCCAGCAGGGAGGAAGUCAUAACUCUUCUCCCGGUCAGCAAAGGGCGGCCAUUGUGGCAGCAGCGCGGUCUGAAUGGAGUAGCUCUGAGCGGGACAGCGGAGAGUGGGAUGUUACGAUUGGCAAAAACAGCUGCAUUAGCCUAACGCCUCGCUCCAAGAAACGCAGCCUUCAGAGAGAGGAGCUGCCUCCCAAGCCUGUACCUCCUCUUGUACCUUCUUCGUCUUCAGCAACCGCUUUAUCCACUUCUCAUCCCAUCUCCUCCCCAGCUCCUCACAUCCCCUCAUCUGCCAUCACUGUUAGCUACCAGGCUAUGUAUAAUGGAACAAUGGUGCAGGGAGACGGGUGCUCAGACAGUCGUGAUAGAGGACUGGAGGUGAAGAAAGUGAAGAGGGACUUGGGUGAUCAGCAGUAUUUGGAUGAAAACGCCAACCAAAAUGGUUCCCUUGUUAACUGCCCCUCGCAAAGCUGCACUGCUCUCCCAAAGUCUAUUUUUAGCAACAGUGACAUCAGUGAUGCACAAUCUCUUUGUCCUAGCAAGAUUUUUACUCAGACCUCCAUUAACCAGUCAGCAUCUGAUACCAAACUGCUGUCAAGUGAAACCUUAAACCCACAUGAUGCAUCCUCAGAUCUUCCAGAAGCCAGUCAGCAGUCUGUAGAGAGUCUUAUUGAGGAGCUGCUGGAGCAGGCGCCGGGAGACCCACAGCUACCUGGCGAUGCCAACGGUCAGGGCAUUAGCAUUGAGGCGUUCACACAGGAGCUGAGAGAACUGGAGGACCGGGUGAAAGAGCGCUGCAAAGCAGCCUGUCAGCUGGAGGAAAUCGCCAGAGAGAGUCUGUCCACUGAGCGCCAGGAAGAAGAACAGCAGCUGUCAUCAGCACUGGAGGGGAAGCUGACAGGUGACGUGAAGGCAGACGGGUCUGCGGUGGGCAUCUGUAGUCCUGCCAGACCACUGAACCAACCUGUGUCCCAGCCAUACACAGGUCCAUUCAUGACAGUUCUGUUUGCCAAGCUGGAGAACAUGCUCCAAAACUCGUUAUACGUCAACAUCCUGCUCACUGGCAUUGUGGCCCAGCUGGCCUGCUAUCCUCAGCCCCUCCUACGCUCCUUCCUGCUCAACACCAACAUGGUCUUCCAGCCCAGUGUCAAGUCACUAAUCCAGGUUUUAGGUUCUGUGAAGAACCGCAUCGAGGCAUUUGCCGCAUCUCACGAGGACUUUCCUGCCAUGCUGAGGAAAGCCCAGCAGUACUUGGUGGCCCGAAGCAAAGUGGACUGGAGCGACUCGCCGGCAGCAGUUCCUACUUUGCGCCGCUCUGAUUCCCUUGUGAAGAGUCGAAAGCCAUCUCUCGGAGACCUGAUUCUUCGUCACACAAACAGUCCAACACGGGCUCGGCACGCCGCUCAGCUCGCCCUCGCACACGUACGGGAUGGCGGCCAAUCACUGCACAGCGCUCUGUUCCGGGGCAGCGGAGGUGCGUCUGGCCUUGAGAAGCAAGCUGAAGCGCUGCGAGUAAAGAACGCCGUCUACUGCGCCGUUAUCUUCUGCGAGUUCCUCAAGGAGCUGGCUGCCCUCACGCAGGAGCACGCCGUCUCUUUGCCCUUCCCUCACAGCCAGGAAGCAGAGGAGUAGAAGGUAAACUCAGACUCCUCAAACUUAGCUUCACGUCUGUUGAUUUAGGCUGUACACAAAGAAGAGAUUGAUAUAGGAUUCUCCCAUCAGGACACACGUGAGACUUUUCUGUCACUGAAACGGAUCGUCUGCAACGAAGCAGACAAAAGAGGAAAACUGGGAUUUUUUUAUUACUAAAAUUAUUAUAGGAUACCUAUAGGACUGGAAUCAUUUUCCUCAUCUGUACACUUAUGAUAUUGUGCAUAUCGUGUAUUAUAUUCACAUCCUGUACACAGAAAAUCUCGGUAAAUACUUGAGAUUCAGGAGCUUGUAUAUACACAUGCCAUUUCAUGGUAUAAUACGACACAGUAAAGCCACAGAUUACAGAAGUAGGUGCACAUAUUGGUGCUAGUCAAUACUUGUUAUCUUUUGUUUUGAAAGGGUGCUUUCAGGCUGGCACAAAGAAGGUUUCCUCUUCAACAACAACAGAAAAAAACACCAAAAAUUGUUGGGCAGGAAAAGAUUGAAAGCGUGCGCGAGUCAGCCACUUACAAAGUAAUCCCAUCAGUUUGGUCAUCUCCGUGCAGCUGGCUCAUGUUUGCUUUCAUCAGAGCUUUUGUCAAGGACGGACUAAGAGAAAAAGUUCACUUUAAAAAACAGAAGCGUUCCCAAAAAACAUGGGAGCUUUUUUAGGUUUAUUUUAAAAAGGCUGCACUAAAUGCUAGUCAUCACUGAAUGAGAUGAAAACUGGAAAAACCUCCGUGUGGGAGAGCGCCACUUUGUCUCCUGUGAAUCAGCACGACUACCAUAAUUGUACUGAGAAACUUGGGUAAUUAUUGCCUUUUUCUUUUAACGUUUUAAACAUUUGUCUUCUGAAUUUGCACCAUUUUAUAGACAUAUCAGCAACAUGUGGGAGCAGAUGUGUCUGCCAUUGUGUAUGAGAGUUUAUUUGAAUGAAUCACUCCUUUCCAAAAAGGUGACGCCAACUGUUCAGGCCAUUAGCUAACCAUUCACUGUUCGCCAUUUAAAAAAAAUUAAAUAAAAAAAUUAAGCGGAGGAAUCACGAAGCCGGCAAGAGGAUCAUGGCCACUGGGGAAAAAGUGGGCACAUCUUUUUUUUCUUCUUCUUAUUUUCCAGAAUUCAGACUUUUUCAUCAGAAUUACUUUUUUCCCAUAAUUCUGAUUUUAAUCUCAGAAUUCUGAGAAAAAAGUCAGAAUCCUGACAUUAAAGUCAAAUAAAUUUUUUUCCUCAGAAUUCUGGAAAAGAAGAAAAAAAAGAUGUGCCCACUUUUUGUACCCCAGUGACCCUGAUCACUGUCACUGCAACACGUACUUGUACGUGUUGCAUCCUUUGUGUGUCAUUCAGUGUUUUUGAAAGACCUGAAAUUCUGCACGAUUUUUAAUUUUUUUUUAAUUCCACCUGUGCGUUGGCAUUAUUUCCCUUAUUUUGAAUUUGAUGACCCAGAAUCUCAUGAGGUGUUCAUGACUUUUCUCGAAAAAGAUCUUGUUUUCUUGGUGAGACAGGCCAAACCGAACACACAGCACACCUGGGAAAAUAAUAUGCUGCUACUUUUUUUUUUUUUUUUUUUUUU
Molecule: messenger RNA, 5729 nt
Organism: Haplochromis burtoni (Burton's mouthbrooder)
Lineage: Eukaryota; Metazoa; Chordata; Actinopteri; Cichliformes; Cichlidae
Gene: fhip1b
Product: FHF complex subunit HOOK interacting protein 1B
Exons: 12
Coding region: 695-4159 (1154 amino acids)
Biological process (GO): lysosome organization; early endosome to late endosome transport; endosome organization
Cellular component (GO): FHF complex
Source: RefSeq, a predicted model, not a curated record